AUGAGAAGAAUACAUGACCAGCACGCCGCAGAGAAAGCCGCAAAAGAUGAGAAGAUGGUAGAGGCAAGGUGUGUAGCACUGACUGGCGACCACUGGACAUCGGUUAACAACGACAACUACCUCGGUGUUACUGUACAUCUCAUCGAUGCCAGCUGGGAACUUCACUCCUUCGCUUUAGGUGUGAUGAAAACAGAGGAGCAUCACUUUGCAGAAGCAUGUGCCAGGCAGUUUCUAGAUGUCGCUAAUCAGUGGGGGAUAGCUGACAAAAUCAGCACUAUUGGAACAGACAGUGCUCCUAAUAUGGUGGCAGCAGGGAGGAUACUGCCAUUCGAGCAUUUGCCCUGUGUUGCGCAUGUUGUACAGAGAGCUAUUAUAAUGUCACUUCGGGAAGGUGGUUUUGAUGGUGUACUUGCUAAGUGCCGUAAAGUGGUCGGACAUUUCAAACAUAGUCCGGCCAACACAGACGAGCUGAAUGUCCAGCAAGCCUCCCUUGGACAAGUUCAGGAGACACUCGUGCAAGAUGUUCCAACACGGUGGAAUUCCACCCUCGAGAUGAUCAAACGCCUGAGGCGCAACAGAGACGCACUGCACACAACGCUGUCUCAGCAGAAGCACAAUCUGACCCUCCCAACAGAUGCUGAAUAUGAGAAGUUGGCAAAGCUAGAGAAACUGCUGGAGCCAUGCAGGUACAUCACUGAGCUCCUUGGUGGGGAUAAGUAUGUAUCCUGCUCUGUGGUUCUUCCUGCCCUGUGCCACCUCCAGCACACGAUGAAGAUCUCAGACGAUGAUCCUGCCUAUAUUGUGCGAUUCAAGGCUGCCUUUACCAAGGACCUCAACCAGCGGAGGGAGAAAAUAAAUCUGGAAUGGCUUAAGGUGGCGACUGCUCUAGAUCCACGAUUUAAGGACCUCAAGUGCUUGCCCAGAGCAGAGAGGGAGCCAGUGUGGGCAAAGCUAAGUGAGUUGUUGAAGGAAGAAGAACCUGCUUUGCAGACACUCAGGGAGGAGAACCCUGAGCCACCCAAGAAGAAAACCGCCCUGCUACUGAUAGGAUCAGACUCAGAAUCAGAUGAGGAGAAACCAGAAGACAGUACUGUGGAGAGGUACAAGGUAAAGCCCAGUGCCAGUCUAGAUGAGUGUCCACUGAAGUGGUGGUCGGAGCACACUGCUGUCUAUGGUAAGAUGGCCCACAUUGCCCGUAAAUACUUGGGGACUCCUGCCACAACUGUCCCGUGCGAGAGACUUUUUUCUUUAGCAGGCCAUAUUGUGCAGAAGAGGAGAUCUAGUUUGUCACCAGAAAAUGUGAACAAGCUGGUUUGCUUGAGUUACUGGUGGAAAAAGGAGAAAUAGAGCUUGACUGAUUGACACAAAGCUACUGACUGUAAACAGUUCAUCAUGACCUCGUAUGUAGGCCUACUGUUCAAAAUUCAUGUUAAACUGAAUAAACAGUUAGUAAACACAAGUACAUCUUAUUGAACAUGAUUUAUUUUCAUCUUGAGAAACCCAUUCUCAAAGACUUACUUUUAGUCAUUAUUUGGGUAUUACACAUAUUCUGAAUGCAUUUUGCGGAAUUCAAAUGAGUCAUUUUAAUCUAGAUUAAUCUAGAUUAAUUUCAAGAUUACAGUGAGAUUAAUCUAGAUUAAAAAAAUUAAUCUAUGCCCACCUCUAAUAUAUACCCAUAUAUAUAAUAGUAACCACUAUUUCGCAUCAUUUGCAAAUCAUUCCACCACUAGUGAUUUUAGAAUGAUUUUUUUUAUGUAUUUCUGAUUGCUUGGCAAUUCAGAUAGCAGACAAAUUUGAGUAUUUACUUUUAACUCCGGGUUGUCCAUUUUGGCCACCGGCUCACAUGUUAUUUAGACGUGCUUCUCCGCCACCCGCAUCAGCGCAUCAUGAGAGGUUUGUUAGCUUCCUGCUAUAUAGUCUACUUUACUUUGUUAAUAACGAGACAGACACCGAGAACGAAAUGAAACGGAGAACAUUAAUUAUAUAUGGUGCUCUUUUAAAAGCAGACAAUAAUAGCCCGUCUUUGUGUUGUUAAAUUAAGCUUGUAACUUUGCACAGUCAGUGUCAGAAGAUUAUGUAUCGAGGCAGCUUAAGUUAUUUGUAAAAUAAUGUUAAAUUCAGAUAUUCUUGUUAGAUCCGUCUCUUGUUUUCUCCGCAGCCCGGCAUUAUUGUAGUCAGAAGAACAGGCUUUCACCGGAGCAGGUAGACUAAAUUUUUUGUUGUCUUUCUUUACAAAAACAUGUCAAACUAAACAGAGAAGAUAUUCAUAUGCCGACCGAGCAGUCUGUUAUGUAGUCUAUCACUGCG
Molecule: messenger RNA, 2307 nt
Organism: Misgurnus anguillicaudatus (oriental weatherfish)
Lineage: Eukaryota; Metazoa; Chordata; Actinopteri; Cypriniformes; Cobitidae
Product: E3 SUMO-protein ligase ZBED1-like
Molecular function (GO): protein dimerization activity
Source: RefSeq, a predicted model, not a curated record